GAAACUUCAGGUUUGCACAAGUCCUUGACAUACUUAUACCCCAUUAGAACCUGAAACCUACUAGACGCCACUAGCAAGACUCCUUGCGGUGCCCUUGAUACCGAACUCGUGCCAACACGUGGGUGUGGAGGGUCAACAACCGGUUUAGACGAGUCCACUUUGGAUGCAAACAUUUAGUUUCCUCUGGACCAUUCACAAUCUCUUGGUAUAAUAGACCACGGACCAGUCAAGUUCGAGUCACCUCUUCUUAUAUACUCAUCCUUGGCUUUGCAAAGUACUCGUCAUGUACGGCAACACUAAACCAUUCCUAUCUAUCACAUCUGCCCACUUGUUGUCUGGACUCUUCGCCUUUAUCUAUGUCGGUUCCAUUUAUGCUUUCAAGAAUGCUCGUCUUCGGUUCUCCAAGAGGAAGGUUAACCUUCCAGAAGGGCAGGCUAGGCUCAAAUUGCAAAAUGAACGUUGGAGAGAUGAUCCGGAUGUUAUCAAGGCGCGACUACUUGCCGUUACCAGCGCCACUUUGAUCUGCUGUCUCAUCGUAUUCGUCGUGAUGAAGAAUUCAAACCGCGAUGAUGAAUUUCAUAACCUUACCACAGAUGCGUGGCUUCACCUUGGAUUCACAUGGUCCAACGCACUUGCCCUCCUGAUAACCCCAUUGUUAUUUUCUGGGCCGCUCUACGUUCAAUUUCUCGAAAAGACACUACCAUUCCAAAAGGACUGGAAUUUUGAAGAUGAUGUCCUGUUUCGAUUUUUCUCGAUCGUCGGUCUUCGAAAUUAUUUUGUUGCUCCGAUCACCGAAGAAAUCGUGUUUCGCGCUUGUGUUCUCACCGUCUAUCAUUUGGCAGACGCCUCCAGGACGAAAAUGAUUUUUCUCAGUCCUUUGGUCUUUGGUGCAGCACACAUUCAUCACGCCUUUGAAACAUACCACAGGUAUGGCCGUACGGCCACUGCGGCAAAACGUGCACUUAUAUCUACUACCAUACAAUUUACAUACACGAGCAUAUUCGGAUUUUACUGCUGCUAUUUGUUUCUUCGCUCCGGAUCAUUGCUCCCACCCAUUGCAGCUCACAUGUUCUGCAACAUUAUGGGUAUACCCCAACCUAACUAUGAAAUAAGUCUGAUGCCUCAUCGAAAGCUAUCCAUUUCAGCCGCGUAUCUUUUCGGUAUUAUCGGCUUCGUUUUCAUGCUCAAGCCUUGGUCGUACACGGAUGGCAGCUUAUACUGGCAGCGAAACUAGUUUCCUCGAGCCUCCGACCUAUGCGUGCUGUUUGACAGUGAUUGCGCCCUUGUCCGCCUGCAUGAACCUUAACCUACCUACACCCUACAGGAUUGGACAUAUUUUAUGCGGCUUGGUUGGAUUCCACUAUCUAUAUCAAUAAUCACCACCAGCUCUGAUCAUUUUGUAUACCGCGACGCUCUUGAAAUCAAGCGCCGUCAUGAUCACUCAAAACCCUUUUGACGAAAGUUGGGCCGUGCAAGGACUUGAAGUUGUUGUAUCACUGACUUGCUACGUGUCACUACCU
Messenger RNA from Suillus fuscotomentosus, 1520 nucleotides. Its product is annotated as CAAX protease self-immunity-domain-containing protein. NCBI's taxonomy places the organism in Eukaryota, Fungi, Basidiomycota, Agaricomycetes, Boletales, Suillaceae. Gene Ontology annotation, molecular function: metalloendopeptidase activity. Gene Ontology annotation, biological process: CAAX-box protein processing. The coding region runs from base 284 to 1234 and encodes 316 amino acids. Gene Ontology annotation, cellular component: endoplasmic reticulum membrane. The record is from RefSeq and is a predicted model, not a curated record. The transcript is spliced from 6 exons.